UUCCUGUGACGUCACCAGCCAGCGCCGUAUGCUUGCAACUUUUGCUGUGUAAUCUGACCAAGCGGGGCGAGAACCGUCUUUAUCUUUUUCAAUUUCAUACGAAAUACGAAACCAGAUAUCGUAAUAAAGAAUGGAAUAUUUAAUCGGAAUACAGGGGCCGGAUUUUGUCCUCGUCGCUGCGGAUAAUGUCUCAGCCAGCAGCGUCAUUAAGAUGAAACAGGAUGACGACAAAAUGUUCAAAUUGAGCGAGAAGAUCUUGCUCCUGUGCGUGGGAGAACCAGGAGACACGGUGCAAUUCGCUGAGUAUAUCCAGAAGAAUGUUCAACUUUAUAAAAUGCGAAACGGGUACGAGCUCAGCCCGGCAGCCGCAGCAAACUUCACGCGAAAGAACCUCGCAGAAUACCUUCGAAGCAGGACGCCGUAUCACGUCAACCUGCUGCUGGCAGGCUACGACGACGCCGACGGGCCCGGCCUCUACUACAUGGACUACCUGUCGUCGCUAGCCAAAGCCCCCUUUGCCGCCCACGGCUAUGGCGCCCUCCUCACGCUGUCCAUUCUUGACCGCUACUACAGACCGGAUUUAACCCGGGAAGAAGCUGUCGACAUUUUGAAGAAGUGCAUUGAAGAGCUCAACAAGCGCUUCAUCCUCAACCUCCCCUCCUUCACCGUCCGCCUGAUUGACAAAGAGGGCAUCCAUGACCUGGAGAAGAUCUCUCCCACCAAGUGACCCUUCCCUUUUUCCCUUUUUUUUUCUACCGCUGACCUCCUUGUUCUAUCCAAUAAAAAGUGACGCGUCGUUGAGAGAUUGA
Molecule: messenger RNA, 809 nt
Organism: Corythoichthys intestinalis (scribbled pipefish)
Lineage: Eukaryota; Metazoa; Chordata; Actinopteri; Syngnathiformes; Syngnathidae
Gene: psmb2
Product: proteasome 20S subunit beta 2
Exons: 6
Coding region: 131-727 (198 amino acids)
Biological process (GO): proteasomal protein catabolic process
Cellular component (GO): proteasome core complex; cytosol; nucleus
Source: RefSeq, a predicted model, not a curated record